UAGAACUCGACAACUCAAACGUCAAUCUUCCUCGUUCUUUCAUCACGAACAGUCCUUUCGACUCUAUAACCACUCCUCGAACUCAUCAUGAGCGGCUACGGCUACCAGGGAGGCGACUAUGGUCACCAGGGCGGUGACUACGGCCAGCACAACAACCAAUAUCCUCCUCAACACAACCAGCAGUACCCCCCUCAACACAACGACCAGUACCCUCCUCAGCACAAUAACCAGUACCCUCCCCAGCAGGGCCAUCAGUAUCCCCCUCAGCAGGGCCAUCAGUAUCCCCCUCAGCAGGGCCACGCCGGCGGCUCCGCCAGUGCCUACUACGAGGGCGCCUCGACCGAGCAGCAGCAGUACCACACGCUAUACCAGCAGCCGCCGCCGCCAUACCCCAGCGACGGCCCGGGCUACGGCGCCGCGCCGCAGGAGGGCGAGCGAGGCCUGAUGGGUGCCCUGGCCGGAGGUGCGGCGGGAGCCUUUGGCGGUGCCAAGCUGGGCGGCCAGGCGACGGGCCACGCGAAGACGAGCGGCGUCGUCGGUGCCAUUGUCGGCGCGAUUGCCGGGUCGAAGCUGCAGGACGGCGUGUCUGACUGGCGGCACGAGCGCAAGGAGGAGAAGCACGAGGCGCACAUGUACGAGGAGGAGCACAAGAAGGACAAGAAGCACAAGAAGGAGAAGAAGCACAAGGACGAGCAUCGCAGCCGCUCCCGCUCUAGCAGCAGCAGCAGCUCCAGCAGCUCCAGCAGCGGCUCGUCCAAGCACCAUCACCGCCGUCACUCGCGCUCGCGGUCUGGAUCCAGGUCGCGCGGCCACGGCGGCACGGUCACCGUGCAGGCUGGCGAUACGCUGCGGGGCAUUGCGGCGCGGUAUGGGACUUCGUUUGAGGAGAUUGCGAGGCAUAACGGGAUCCAGAACCCGGACAUGAUUUACCCGGGGCAGGUCCUGCGGGUUCCUGGGUGGCACUGAGUGAUUGGCAUGUCGGGGGGAAGAAGAUUAGAGGAGAUGAGGUAACAUGGCAUGGAUGAUUACGACAGAGACGAGAUUGAAUGGAAAGAUAUCCCAACGGGAAUAAAUACACGAUCUAGAUUCUAGGUGCCGACUUGUCAGUGCGUUUCUGAUUGCAAGGACCGCUCAAGCAACAGGAAAACCAUGGGUAAGGAAUCAUGCCAAGGCAAGUCGGGGUUUACAGGUCAUUGAUUCCUAUACGAGCAGAUUCGUCUUUC
Trichoderma reesei QM6a is the source of this 1223-nucleotide messenger RNA. RefSeq lists its product as uncharacterized. Lineage: Eukaryota; Fungi; Ascomycota; Sordariomycetes; Hypocreales; Hypocreaceae. The record is from RefSeq and is a predicted model, not a curated record. Bases 88 to 966 code for a protein of 292 amino acids. The transcript has a single exon.